CCUAACCCUAAGUGAGAACAUCAAUCGAGCGGGGUGUGCUGAAUUUUCCCCUUUCCACUAGGGCUGGGAUUUCGGGUAAAUAUUCAAAAUGUCGGACGGAGGAGCAGCGAGUCAAGAUGAGAGUUCAGGACCAGUUCUUCAUCUCUACUCAGAAUUCCAACCUGCGAGUUCCAUCAUGAAUAUUCAUUGCAGUAAACAUGAUUCUAAAAUGAGUAAUCCGUCAGAAACUAGUAAAUGUGAAAUGGAGAGUGGAGACGGAGACUCAGGAGUCCAGACGAAUGGACUGGACUUUCAGAGACAGGCGGGGCACACCACAAACACAAUCACCAACGCACAGGCACAAGCCAUCCUCCAACAGUUGACCCUGAGCCCGGCUCAGCAGCAGCUGCUCAUCCAGCAGGCCCAGGCUCAGCUCUUGGCUGCGGCCGUGCAGCAGCACUCAGCCUCCCAGCAAAGCAGCACCACGGGAGCCAGCAUCUCCGCCUCCGCCGCCACGCCCAUCACCCAGCUGCCCCUGUCCCAGCCCAUCCAGAUCACCUCGCAGCUGCAGCAGCUGCAGCAGCAGAACCUGAGCCUGCCUCAGUUCGUGCUGGUCCAGCCCGGCCACCCCAUUACUACCCAGCUGCAGCCGGCCCAGUUCAUCAUCUCCCAGACGCCGCAGGGCCAGCAGAGCCUCCUGCAAGCCCAGAAUCUUCUAACUCAACUACCUCAAAGCCAAGCCAACCUCCUGCAGACUCAGCCAAGCAUCGCCCUCACCACUCAGCCAGCGACUCCGACCCGUACGGGGUCAGCCACGCCCAACCAGUCCCUCCCCCAAGGCCAGACUCCGCCCAAACGCCUGGACACGCCCAGUCUGGAGGAGCCCAGCGACUUGGAGGAGCUGGAGCAGUUUGCCAAGACCUUCAAACAGAGACGCAUCAAACUGGGGUUCACACAGGGUGACGUGGGCUUGGCCAUGGGGAAGCUAUAUGGUAAUGACUUCAGCCAGACCACCAUCUCCCGCUUCGAGGCCCUCAACCUGAGCUUCAAGAACAUGUGCAAGCUCAAGCCACUGCUGGAGAAGUGGCUGAACGAUGCUGUUUGUGCAGAGAACCUGACGUCGGAGCAGGGUCUGUCCAGCCCCAGCUCCCUGGGCUCUCCAGGCCUGGGCAUGGAGGGCCUCAACCGCCGCCGCAAAAAGAGGACCAGCAUCGAGACCAACAUCCGCGUGGCCUUAGAAAAGAGCUUUCAGGAGCAGAACCAAAAACCUACCUCUGAGGAGAUCACCAUGAUCGCGGACCAGCUGAACAUGGAGAAGGAGGUGAUCAGGGUGUGGUUCUGUAACCGACGGCAGAAGGAGAAGAGGAUCAACCCCCCCAGCAGCGGCCUCACAGGAGGAGGCAGCACCCCCAUCAAGACCAUCUUCACCCCCAGCAGCCCCCUGGUAGCCAGCACGGCCGGCAUGGUGAGCUCCAUCAACACACCGACCACUCUGACUGUAAACCCAGUGAUGCCUCUCACCAGCACCAGCGCCUCCAGCUUGGCAUUCACAGGCACGACCAUCGGAGCGACCACUAACACGGCCUCUGUCAUCUCCACGGUGCCCAACGUCACCAUGAGCUCGCCCACUUUAAGACCCUCCCCCACGACGGCCCAGUCCACGGCGUCCGACACCGCCGGCGCACAGGAGCACACCAUCGUCACCCAGGCGCCGUCGUCCCUGGCAACCACCCUGGGCACGGGUCAGGUGAUGGUGGCGUCGCCGGGGCUGACGGCCGCGCUGCAGGGGGCCGCCCAGUUACCCACCAGCGCCAGCUUCGCCGCCAUGGCGACGGCCGCGGGGCUGAACCCGGGCCUCAUGGCCUCGUCUCAGUUCAACCCCGGGGGGGCUCUGUUGAGUCUGGGUCCGGGGGGACUGGGCAGUGCCCUGAGUCCUGCCCUGAUGAGCAACAGCACCUUGGCCACCAUCCAAGGUGUGUGGAGCGCUCUGGCGUCCAGUGGGACUCUGCCCAUCACCUCCCUGGACGGCAGCGGGAACUUCCUGUUCGCCAACACCACGGCGGGCAGCACCCCUAACCUGGUGACCGCGCCCCUCUUCCUGAACCCCCAGAACCUGUCUCUGCUGACCUCCAACCCCGUCAGUCUGGUCUCCGCCGGCAACGCCGGGGGAGGGGCUCUACAGCUCACAGCCGACGCCCACCACCAGGUCACCACGGCAGCCGUGCCAGUCCCCGCCCCCACCAUCACCACUGCCUCCAAGGCCCAAUGAAGCGGGUGUGGGCGUGUCCCAGGCAACGCCUUCUUCCUCCCAGAGUGUGCUGUUCCUCGUGGUGGAGACCAGUGGCCUCCCACUCCUCCUCCCUCUCUCUCUCUCUCUCUCUUUUCAUCUUUCUUUAUUUAAUCCUUUUGCUGCCACCAAAAAGAAACCCUACUGAGGGGGUUUUCAAAAGUUUUUAUUUCUUUUUACAUUUCUUUUCUCUCUUUUUCCCUGGCGCUCCAAAAAUGUUGAGUCGAUUCUGGCGUCACUCACCGCAGGAGGAUUAUGGCAGCCAUUUUGUAAGGCAGGGUGGUCUGGAACUCUGUGGUCCGGCGCUGUGUGGAGCCCCUGAGAGAGACCUCCUGAGGGGACUGACCUCCUGUGCGCUGAACCACCUAGACACCCUGCUCCCUCACCCACCUGGAGUCUCCUAUCUUCCCUGUUCAGAACUGCUUCUGAAACACUUCUAACCAAAAAUGUUUGAUUUUAACUUUUUAACUUUUUAGCUUGUUAACAAGAAAAUGAUUUACUACUAAGUUCUACGAUCUACAUCAUCACUAAAAGGGGGCAUUGUGUGUUCACGCCCCCGCUAUAGUUUAUAUUGUGUCUUGAGGCUCAGUUGGACAGGCCUCCACACGACUCAUAUCAAAGUUAUAUUUUAGAGUCUUUUUUUGUAGUUUGUCGUCUUUUGUUUUCCUGUGUACCUGUGAGUGAACACUCUCUGAACUUUGUACGUCUAAUAUUAUUAAGUUAAGCUUUAACUCCUGUACAUCAAUUUUUAAUCGUGGUUGUAAGGCUUUAAAAACCAGUAAUAAGUGGCCGAGAUAGCGGUUACCGUUGCUUUAAGAAACCCGGGGACUGCGUGAGGUGUUCCUCGGCUCUCUCUCUCUGUCCGUCUGUCUAGAAACACUGAGUUGGACCCUGACAGCAGGGCUGGCCCCGCCAUGCAGCCUACACACGCAAGUCUAGGUGAGCCAGCGUAGACACUGAGACCAAAUCAGAAAAACACGUAAAGCUUUAAAGAGGCUGUCGACAUUACAAGCAGUCCCGAGUCAGAUGAGGGUACUGGGGGGUAGGGAGGAGGAGGGAGAAGUCGGGCUGUUGCCACAGCCCCGGUUGCUGUUGGACACAGGAGGGUUCUCUAUUUGAACUCUGUGUUCUCUGUGACUAUGGGCUUGUUGGUUGCCACACCAACCGUGAUGUGCGUUGGUGAUGGUUGGAUCAUAGUCUGUGGUUGGAGAGCUGUUCUGUCUACUUGUGCACAGUACCUGUACCAAAAAAAACUAACUGGAUUUCUGCUCUUCAGUCUGCCUGAUCCUUAAAGGAGUAAACUGUCACGUUUUGAUUUUGUACGGUUCUUUUUAUUUCUGUCAGUCUUUUGAGACUGGCUGACUUCAAGAUAUACCAAAAAUAUUUGUCAAAACCUAUUGCUGUGUACUGUCAGUGUAGCUUAGUCUAGUCCAAAUAUUUAUGAGUACUACAAACUCUUUCUCUCUAGAUAACAAACUAAAAAAAUGCAAUAUUUUGAUCAUCAUUUUCCAAAGACAAACAUUUUUUCUAUGUGGCUCUCCCCUGCUCAGCUUUGCAGCGCAAGUGACCAAAAAGAAAAGGUUGGGAAGGUGGAGGGGAGGGGGAGCCCCCCCCCCCCCUGACUCCCCCACAAAGUUACUACACUUUAUAUCAGAGCUUGUUCAGGUUUGAAGGGCACCUUGAUCAGGGUGUGUCUGUGGGCCGGCCGGGUGGCAGCCAGUCAGGCACCAGAUGUUUGUGGGUGGCAUGUCUGCUUUAGUUUGUCUACCGAUAUUCAGCCAUGAAACGCAAGCUUGAACCAAAGUCACUUCCCCGUGAGUUUCUGUGCCUGUUGAAAGCACGCCAACCUUGGUGUUUGUGCCAUCGCUACCAGUCCCUCUCUGGUUGUGACGCCUGCCUGUGGAGGUCCAGACAUGCCCUGCUCGGUGACCCUGCAUCCCAGUGACCCUCUCCCCAUCCUCAGCUUUACAGAGCAGCUGCUCCGAGUCCCUGGUGGAGCUGCGUGUCCGGGAGACCUCUAUCCUGUCCCUAUAGCUUUAGGAUCGCAUCCUGGCUGCUGUUAGCUGGGUGGUAUGGUCCACCCCCUCCUCUCUCUCUCCUCGACACUCCUAUGUUCUAUGUCAGUGACUGGGUCCCUGCUCCAAGCUAGGAAGUCACACGGAGGAAGAGGCGAGGUCUUUAUUCUCUCCAGCAGAUCUAGGUUGUAAAUCUAGGUUGAGUAUCUCAGACCAAGUCCAGUUACCUAACCCGUAAGUAGGUACUGUGGCCGAUGUGCUGCCCCUUGCGAAACACACAGUCUCCACACAAAAGAACUUGUUCUACUGCACUCACUCCCUCCACCCCCGAUUUAGAGAACUCCUAGUCUGACAGCAUUCUAUCACGUUAACCCCUCUUUAUGUGGUUCUUUUUCUGCUUGAAAUACUUUGAAUAUACCUCAGCAGCACUUAAACAGAAGGAUGCUUCUCCUGUAGAGACGUCACACCUAUAGAAUAUUCUAGAAUGUACUGUCAUGCUCACAAGUUGAUUAAUAACGAUGCAUCCAUAAUGACACAAUGUCAUUGGUGUUUAAAUCGAGGACAAACUACUACUGCUAUUUACUAGUACUACUAUUUAUGGGGUGUUUCCAGGUUUUGAACAGUAAUUAACUUUAUUUUGUGAUCCUUCUUGCCAAAGCUAUAGCCUUUCUCUCUGCGGCUGGGCUCAAGUCUUGUUGCUGCUCACUUUGCUGGUCCUCUGAUCUUGAGCUCUGAUUGGUCAGAGAGGACAGGAAGUUCCAGUUGUAGUGCAGUGUGUUAUGUCCCUCAAUAGGUGGGCGGAGCACUGGUGAACCAAUGACCCUAGGCCCAAUGGGAAGUUACUAAAAUAUUUAUCUGAGGAACGAUAAAAGAAUUAGAGAAGUUGUUUUUUUCUUUUCAUAAUUCUAUACAUAUAAAUAUAUAUAUAAACAACACAUGUAAAGUACUCAUAUUUUAUAUUUGAACCAGUAUGUUAUCAAGACUGAAUGUAGUGUUUUAUCAUGCUUAUACUCAAAUUACAAAAAAAAUGAUCCUUUUAUUAUUGAUGAUAAUAAUAGCAAUUUUGAAAAAACUUUGUCAAGACCAAAACAUAAACCAUGCCCCCCUGACACGUAAUUUGCUGCCACCUGGGUCUGUCAUAUGUAGUGGGUGUGGUCUUAAGAAUGGGAGGGGCUUUUUCAGGUGCUCCAAUGGACAGUCCCAUGGUUUCUGGAGAAAAUGAGUGAAGCAAUUGAUCUUAACAUUUAUUUUAUUUUUUGUUUGUUUCACUUUGAUUUCUUGAGAACUUGAUUUGCUGUGCUGUUUUUAACAAUCAUUUGAAUUUUUAUUGUUUCCUUUUUAAUUUGCCUUUAACUGUUUUUUUUUUUUAUGGCACGAGAGGGCGAGAUCACUGGCUUUCUUAGUUGUACUAAAGAUUAACAUUAUCAUUUAUGCCUUAUUGUUAUUUAGGAGACAAGAGCAUUGUAUAAUAUGGUUGUUAUGUGAGUAUGGAGGGAGUGAGAAGAUGCGUCUUCUCCAGCUGAGUGUCUAACUCACCAGGUGUUUCCUGGGAUCGCCUGGUGUUCUGAUGUGGUCAUUUUUGCUACCCGUGAUAUUAGAUGUGUCUAGAACAGGUGGCUGUACCUGAGACUAAAGCUUUACUAAUAGAUCAACUCCAGCAGGUUUGUCAGACUGUGCGUAAAUGAGGGAGAUUAGGCCUUUUUUUUAUUCUUUUUUUUACCAAUUCCCUUCUGUUUAUUUCUCUGACAGAGAAAGAAGGAAACGAUCAGAGUAAUUGGAAGUGUGUGGAGAGUGAGGAGUGAGAUUAUUGUACGUAACGAGAACACAUUUUGAGGAGACACCUUUUCUGAAGCCUCUCAGUGAUCCACUGCCGGAGGUUGGCUGACCUAUUCCUAUAUUUAGGAAACUGUUUUGAUUUAGUUUUGCAUGGCAGUUCAUUAGAUCUCAGCAGCUCAGCUUGUUGAGGUCAAAGCUUGUGGUGCAAUCUCUCUGAUCCUGUCAUGGGUGAGGGAUGCAUCUCUACAGGCCGCUCCACUACUGAUGGUGGCUUUGGUACAUGAUGGACAGAGCACCAGUAAGGCAUGAAAACUGUCCUAUACCUCAUUUCUAACUCGCAACUGAGUGAAAACUUGGUCCAAACGACUACUUUAGAGAUAAACAUGGAAAACAAACAAAAAAAACUGUAAAUACACACACACAAAAUGGCCUAAGAAGUGUGUUGCAGUGACAGCUUCUGCCACAAGGGGGAGACAUGACACACUCCAGCACCUCUGAUUGUCUUUCUCUGUUGUAACUGCAAGAGAGCGUCUCACCAAUCCUCUUUCAAAAGCCACAUUUGUGGUUUACAGAAUAGCCUACUUUCAAAUGUUUUAUUCUGAGUUUCUACCCGUAUGACCUAUAUUUAAAACCCAUGUUUUCCCCUCCAAUUCAUGCAGAGUCUUCAGAACUUUUAAAGAGACGGACUCCCUUUGAACACGUUUCUAUGUGAUGGCUACGGUAAGAGCUUUGUCCUGAUGGCUCUAUUGGCUGUGUGCACAGAUGUAAGACUGCGAGUGUCUUCCCCCUCAACGGUGCUCUCUCUCUCUCUCUCUCUCUCUCUCUCUCUCUCUCUCUCUCUCUCUCUCUCUCUGUCUCUGUCUCUGUCUCUGUCUCUGUCUCUGUCUCUGUGUCUGUCUGUCUGUCCCAUGGUGACGACAUUAACCAAAGACUUUUAGUGAUUGUAUAUGGCCGACACAUCUCUCCCUCUCUCCUCACUCCUGGACACACACACACAGCCCUUAUAACCUGUGCUUCAGAUCCACCUGUAUGGCAGAGGUGUGUUAGUGUAUCUAAACACCUCUUAGACACACUUGACCCGUCAAUGCAACUGAAUCAGUGCCUAUGGGUGGGGAUCAAUAGUUAGAUGGGAGUUGGGCGGGGCAAAGUAGGCUUCUCUGAUAGACAGGUAAAUGAACCAAUCCCAUGUUAGCUGGAUGAUGUUUAUUAAUACACACUGAGGGUUGAUCCUGUGCACACUGUAACUGCUCAGGACUUUCUGUCUGUUUGUUUGUCUCCAAGGCUGUUUCUAGGAUAACUUUCUUCCUCAAGGACGGUCAUGUAAACACACUGUCUUUUCUGCCUGUAGUCUCCACAUCUGGUCUCUAGUUGCCAUGAUACGGUCUCUAGGAUACACAUCUUGUGGGUUGUCUGGAACACAGUUUCGGUCACUGUGGUGUUUUUUUUCCCUCUUUUUCUCUUUCUCUCUCUCCCCUUGUUCCGCUGCCACACUAUGCAUCAUGGUCCUUCGCUCUGCAUGGGCUACGUCCCCAUUGGCCGAGCAGAUUGGCCAGAGGGAACACUUGGCGUGAUGCUUUAUUCCGAGUGGGGAGUUGUAUGAUCUCAAAAGCGCUAUCCCAAAGCAAAAAUCCAAAUACUUAACGUUUGACAAAUGCAGAUACCAAAGAUGACUCUCUUUUUGUCUCUCUCUCUCUCUCUCUCUCUCUCUGACUACCCUUCUUUCCCCGUUCCCCUGCAGCUUGUGUAUUAAGAGACAACCCCAGCACUGGCUUUAGUUCUAGCCUCAGUUAUUCCAAAGCUUAGAUGUAUAUUUUGGUACAUUUCUGAGAAACCUAAGUGGAAAAAGUCUGUCAAAUGAAACUUCUUGUUUGUUUGGUGUAUCGCUCCUUCUUCUGUCACCGCAUGGAACUAAUUGCAGAACUGUCUUACUCGUAGGUUAAAGAUAUAAUUUUUUUGUAUGUUUUGCGCGUGUCAAAAUAAUGUGUGUGUGAUAUCAGUUACAGUGACCAUUGUUUUAAAACAAGAAUGACAGAUAAAAAAUGAAAGAAAAAAAAUUAAACAUGUACAUAUUCUGUUUGUGGAUUUCAAGAAAUGCGUUCUGUAAAACAUUUAUUAUUCUCACUCAAGGAUGCUUGAGCUCAACUAAAGGAAUGUGUCCCUCCUUUCAGACUCACUAGAUUCCUUCUGAGUAGAACUUUCACUCUAGAACUUUGGAACAAACGCUGUCAUGGCGACACGUAGCCCCAGAGUUCCACAAUGGACUAGAAACCUGCUCACUGUUGCCAUGGAGGCAUAGGGUGCUGACCUGUCUGUGGAGUGCCCCCUCUCUUGCGACAGAGAACUGAAAGAUUGUGUAGAACUUUUCAAGUAUGUGAAUCAGGAUACAUGGUAGAUUUGAUGCUUUUGUCUGCUGUAUUUGUUUUUUGUUUGUUUUGUUUUUAUACACAUAUAAAGAUAAUCUUUUACUGUAAAUGUACAGUUCUCUUUUGUUGUAAACAUCAUUAAACCAUUUUCCAAGUGUUUUAACAAC
Osmerus eperlanus (European smelt) is the source of this 8587-nucleotide messenger RNA. It is a transcript of the gene pou2f1b, whose product is annotated as POU class 2 homeobox 1b. The record is from RefSeq and is a predicted model, not a curated record. Gene Ontology annotation, biological process: regulation of transcription by RNA polymerase II. Gene Ontology annotation, molecular function: RNA polymerase II cis-regulatory region sequence-specific DNA binding; DNA-binding transcription factor activity, RNA polymerase II-specific. The transcript has 15 exons. The coding region runs from base 89 to 2248 and encodes 719 amino acids. Gene Ontology annotation, cellular component: nucleus. NCBI's taxonomy places the organism in Eukaryota, Metazoa, Chordata, Actinopteri, Osmeriformes, Osmeridae.